AUGUUGGGAUCGCUGAGGCGGCGGUGGGACGUUUACAAGUACCGCUUCGUGCCCUGGCUGGCCCUCAACCUCCGCCGCAAGCGCAGGACCCUCCGAUAUGUUCCCGAAAGCUCCCAAGACAAAAUUCUCUCUGAUGAAGAUGUCUUUGAAACACUAAUGAAAAUAUUUAAAGCUCUGUUUAUAAAUGAUUUCAGUAGACAAGCACAUAUUUUGGCCUUACUUCCAGAAAUCAAAUGUAAAUACCUGGAAUUACUGACUGUUGAGCAGAAGCGAUCAAAAGUAAAUUCAUGUAACCAUCAGAGUCAACAUGUGUUUAGUCCAGAGGAAGUUCUGUUUAAUACACUAGGGUUCAGUAUUACUCGAGACCGAAGUUCACUGGUGUCUGCUGGAACUGGAGUCUUUGUUACCAAAGGUUUUGUACCGAAGGGGACGGUUGUAUCUAUGUAUCCUGGUACAGUAUACAGAAAGCAUGAGCCCAUCUUUUUCCAGUCCCUUGGCAAUCCCUUUAUUUUUAGGUGCAUAGAUGGCGUCCUUAUUGAUGGGAAUGAUAAAGGACUGUCAAGAUCAGUGUACAGGUAAGCAGUCAAAAGAAAUAGGGGAUUGUUGCUCAACUGA
Molecule: messenger RNA, 615 nt
Organism: Phaethon lepturus (White-tailed tropicbird)
Lineage: Eukaryota; Metazoa; Chordata; Aves; Phaethontiformes; Phaethontidae
Product: SET domain-containing protein 9-like
Exons: 3
Source: RefSeq, a predicted model, not a curated record